Pteropus alecto (black flying fox) is the source of this 2825-nucleotide messenger RNA. It is a transcript of the gene HARBI1, whose product is annotated as harbinger transposase derived 1. The record is from RefSeq and is a predicted model, not a curated record. Bases 400 to 1449 code for a protein of 349 amino acids. Lineage: Eukaryota; Metazoa; Chordata; Mammalia; Chiroptera; Pteropodidae. The transcript is spliced from 4 exons.
ACCUUGAGUGGCUGGCGCAAUCAGACUUCCGGAACAUUUCGUGUUCCGUAGUUAAGGUGCCGCUUAAAAGCGGCGGAGUCGCCUCCUAACCUUAACUGUCCCAUGCUUUUCUUCCGCGCCUUCCUUCCUUCCAACCUUGCAGAUGCCAGGCGUUAAAUGAGCCACCGAAAUUCAACUCCCGUUAUCCUUGAAACCAAAAACAAGACUGUCUUGUGCAGCCAUGAAUUAGUGGAGAAAAACCCAGAGUUACAGAGAGAAGAUUAUAAAUGCCAGAGUCAUUUAACAUGGUUAGCUGUUGAAUUCUGACAUUUCUUUAAAUACCUUCUUGCACCAACAUCUUCACUGGAAAGAGUUUAGGAAAAGUAGCAGAAGGAAGGAGAGUCAAUAUUUACAUGGACCAUGGCUAUACCGAUAACAGUGCUUGACUGUGAUCUCUUGUUGUAUGGCCGAGGUCACCGGACAUUGGACCGUUUUAAACUGGAUGAUGUGACUGAUGACUACUUGAUGUCUGUUUAUGGUUUUCCUCGACAGUUCAUUUAUUACUUGGUAGAGCUCUUGGGGGCAAGUCUUUCUAGACCUACUCAGAGAUCUAGAGCUAUUAGCCCAGAGACACAGAUCCUUGCAGCACUGGGCUUCUAUACCUCAGGUUCCUUCCAGACUCGGAUGGGAGAUGCUAUUGGAAUCAGUCAGGCAUCUAUGAGUCGAUGUGUUGCCAAUGUCACCGAAGCACUUGUGGAAAGAGCCUCACAGUUCAUUCACUUUCCAGCUGAUGAAGCCUCCAUGCAGGCUCUGAAGGAUGAAUUCUAUGGUUUGGCAGGGAUGCCAGGGGUAAUAGGGGUGGUUGACUGUAUCCAUGUGGCAAUCAAAGCACCAAAUGCUGAAGACCUCUCCUAUGUGAACCGCAAAGGUCUGCAUUCUUUAAACUGCCUGAUGGUGUGUGACAUCAGAGGGGCACUAAUGACUGUGGAGACAAACUGGCCAGGCAGCCUACAAGACUAUGCUGUGCUGCAGCAAUCUUCUCUUAGUAGUCAGUUUGAAGCCGGGAUGCACAAAGAUAGCUGGCUGCUUGGUGACAGUUCCUUCUUUCUCCGUACCUGGCUCAUGACCCCACUUCACAUUCCUGAAACUCCAGCCGAAUAUCGCUAUAAUAUGGCCCAUUCUGCAACUCACAGUGUGAUAGAGAAGACUUUCCGAACCCUCUGCUCCCGAUUCCGCUGCCUGGAUGGAUCCAAGGGGGCACUGCAGUACUCACCAGAGAAGUCUAGCCACAUCAUCCUGGCUUGUUGUGUCCUCCACAACAUUUCCCUGGAACAUGGGAUGGAUGUUUGGUCCUCUCCAAUGACAGGACCCAUGGAACAGCCCCCUGAGGAAGAGUAUGAGCAUAUGGAGUCCCUGGACCUAGAGGCUGAUCGUAUCCGUCAGGAGCUGAUGCUCACUCAUUUUAGCUAAUGUGGAAAGUGGAGAGGAGGGAAACUUUCUAGAAAGAGUUGUGACAAAGUUCCUCCCUCGUCACCCCCUACACAGUUCUAUCAUUUAGCAUGACAGUGUGUGGACACUUGUCACAAAUAGACAUUUAAUCCGUGUGUUUUACAAAGGUUGGAGCUAUGCCAGAAUAUCUUCAUUCAUUUGCAAUUUUAUUAACUAAACCAAAACCAAGAUAACUCUUCCCUACUAUGCAUUGGACUCCAGGUUGAGCGCCACUCAUCUGAAAGCUCACUGGUUGUAGAUAUUUAUGAUCAUACCUACAAAAUUAAAGCAAAGGGGGAAAUGGUAUCUAGCCAGGACACCCUUUUUUGUUUGUUUCAAUUAUCUGGAUAUUUCAAAUGAAAAUAAUAUUUACUUGUCCUGAAUUACUUGGAUAGCAUUUCAGCUUUUCUAUUUUGCUGCCUAUGUAGGCAUAGGAAUAAUCUGAGACAAGUGUAAAAAGUAAAUUUAAGUUGGGGAAUGGUCUUCUGAUGUAAGUAAAUGACUACUAAUCUGAGUUUGCAGCUUUGUAUUUUUAAGAGGAUGUUAGGGACAGUCUGAAACCUCCAUCUUUAGUCUUUCUGCAAUAAUUGUACUGUGACCUGGACUUAGUUCCUAGGGAGAACAUCUGGACUCCAGCUCCUAUUUCCAACCCUGAGUCGGAGUUAGAUGCUAAGUGGGUUUAAAAACGCAAUCAGCUUAAAGAAGACAAGUCAAGUAUAGAUAAAGUAGCAAGCUUACACUUUGCAGGAGAUCUAAAAACCCUGAUAGGUUGAUAGAGGAGAUUUACCCAAGUUUUGACAGCUUACAUCUAAAUAGGUCACAUUAGAUCACAUUUCUUAUGAUUAUACUGUUAGAAUGUCUGGCCAUUCAGCUUUGAUAUUCUUUAUAUAGAAGGAAGAUUUAGAGAAUAAAGAAGGCAUAUGAAAGUAUUAAAAAGGAGAAGUAAGAAGAAUAUAAUUUCAUUUGAAAUGAAUUUUGGAGUUAGACCUACUUGAAAAUCUUAUGUACAAAGUGAUGGACAGAAUUUGCGAGAAAAUAAUCUCCCACCACGUCUUAUUCUAAAAUUGUACUGAUAUAAAAAUAACCUGAUUGGAAUAAUGAAAGUGUAAAUUAGGUUCACACGUUUGUGUCAUUGCUGGGACAAAAAGAGACUUUCCUGAGAAUUGUCUUGUUCCCCGUUUUUCAUCCACUUACUAUGUGAUACCUCUGAAUUGUCCUCUUGGAUCAUUUCCUACCUGCCUUUGGCAAUGUUGAUCUGGUGAUAUUCAAAGUAAAGAAAUGAACAGCUGAUGACAGAGAAGUUUGGAAAUAAAUUGAGGGUGACUCAUCUGCAAGAUUAAAAACAAUUUGGAUUAUUA